Molecule: messenger RNA, 1192 nt
Organism: Exaiptasia diaphana
Lineage: Eukaryota; Metazoa; Cnidaria; Anthozoa; Actiniaria; Aiptasiidae
Product: factor of DNA methylation 5
Exons: 18
Coding region: 1-795 (264 amino acids)
Source: RefSeq, a predicted model, not a curated record
AUGAGUAAGAUUACUGAAGCGCUAAAUUUUCAGCUCUUGGAUACCGCCGCUCAUAAAGAGCUUCAGACGGCACUCCAAAAGCAGUACUUAAGACUGACUUCAUUCCAUGAAAAAGAAAAACAAGAACUCAUGAACAAGAUCCUACGCCUUGAAAGCGAACUGAAUGAGCGUAACGCACAGGAACAGCUCUUGACCAAGACAAUCGAGGAUCUUAACCUCAAGAUUAAACUUCAAUGCGACCAUGAGAUGAUGAAGAACAUAAUCAAAGAAAAUGACUUCAAAGAAAAACUGGAAAAACUAAACUGCAAAGUGACUGAGCUUCAAAGCGAACUGAAUGAGCGCAAUAAACAUGAACAGCACUUGACCAAAACAAUCGAAGAUCUUAACCUCAAGAUUAAACUGUCAAGUGACCGUGACGCAGAGAACAAAGAAAUCAUUACGUCUCAAGAAAAAGCUUUCAGACAAGAACAUGACAAACUAAAUGCCAAAGUGGCUGAGCUUCAAAGUGAGUUGCAGACAAAGCAUUUUGAAGAGAAAAUUUGGUAUACAGUGUUUUCCAAUCUAACAGACAAGCUUAAAAGACUUGAGAGCGAAUUGGAGAAAAACAUCAUGAAAGAAAAUGCCAAGAGCAAAGUCAAUUGUAAAGCAGCCGAAAGCUCAGCACUGAAAGAGAAGAGAAAAGUCAUCUUUGAAGACGAUGAUGCAGGACAAGGUAGGUAUAUUUGUAGCAAUCAAUGUAAAAGAUCGGAUUCUGGUUUGGAAAACACCUCGAGUGUCAUGGAAGCACCUCGCUAAGAUGAGUCCAUGAACUGUUUUGCGAACGACUUUUGAAGAGCAGCGAGGUCAAACUGGAUAACACAAAAAACAUACCAAAACAUCUAUAAACACCUCUCUUAUCUGUCAAUCUGAGCUAUCUUGGUCUACAGCAUCGACAAAACAGUUGCUCGUCAAAAGAAAUAUUGUAAAAUACUAAAUCCAUAUUUUGGGGUUUCAAAUGUAUGCGUCCGGCUUUGAAUAGUACGAGUGCUUGUAAUGUUUGUGCUUUGCAGURUUUUGUAAACAGCUUUUUCUUUUUAAUACAGAAAAAAUGGAUGUAAAAUAUAAAUAAAACUGGCAGUUUUGUAAUUCAUGGUGUCUUAGUUUCUUCUGUACAUUGCAUUUUAAAUUGGCCAGAAAAAAAAACUGUUUGAUU